CGAUGGGUCAAGACGUGGAUGGGACGACGGUACCGUCGCCGGACUCCCUCAUUGCCGCGGCGCGCGCUCUCUGCGCCGUCUGUAGCAGCGCCGAGCUGCCCGGAACAAUCCCCGAGGCCUUAGUCUCGGAUUCGCACUCCCCCCUCGCCUGCAGCGGCAUGGCGUCGUCCAGCGCCCCCACGCGCGAUAAGCGCAUCAAGGUGUGCGUCCGACUGCGCCCCUUUACACGCACCGAGAAACUCAAGGCCGGCGGCAAAGCGGCCUGGACAUGGCACGAGAACACUAUUUAUCAGCAGAUUUUCCCAGCACAGAUCCCGUCGCGGGUGUCCACGAGCGACGGGGAGGAGAAGAAACGUAGUGGUGGGUCCACGGCGUCUUCCAGCUCUUCGGCACUGCGGGACUCGUCCGCGUUGCCGUCCUCCUAUUCGUUUGACUAUUUGUACCCCCCAGCGACACAAACCCAAACCGUUUAUAACGAGACCGUCAAGGAUGUCAUUAUGGCAGCUACUGAAGGCUACCACUCAUCCGUCUUCUUGUACGGACAAACCGGCACUGGCAAGACGUAUACUAUGCAGGGUGGGCGAGGAGACCCCGGUAUCAUUCAGCUAGGCGUCCAGGACAUUUUCGACCACAUCGCUCGACAUCCGAGUAUGGAAUUCUUGUUACGCUUUUCGUAUUUGGAGAUUUACAACGAACGAAUCCACGAUUUACUGGCUGCUGGGGCGAAAUCGGACAUUAAGAUCUAUGAUGUACACAACCGAGCGGCUGCAGCAAUCGGGAAUGCACGCGACGGGUUUGUAACUAAAGACGUGGUGAUCAAAGGCCUAAGAGAGGAGAUUGUGCUGUCCACAGAGCACGUGCUCUCGCUAGUAGAAGUGGGCAACUUGCACCGUCACAUGGCCAUGACUGAGUCGAACGACCAAUCCUCCAGGUCUCACGUGGUGUUCCGAAUGGUCAUCGAGAGUCAAGCGAAACGGAAGAGCAGAGACCGCGGAGAGGUGGCGCCAGUGCGCUCUGCGACGCUCAACAUUAUCGAUCUCGCCGGCUCAGAGAGUGUUCGGCUCGCUAACACCACAGGACAGGCUUUAGAAGAGGGCAAGUUCAUCAACCGCAGCUUACUUACACUCGGACACAUCAUCUGGAAGCUUAGUCGAGACCGUCAUAGGAAGAGUCCAAGUGGAGUUAGAACGCCCAGCACAACACACUUACCGUACCGCAAUUCCAAGCUCACUCGGAUUCUACAGCCGUCGCUGGGUGGCCAAGCACAAAUUGCUAUUGUCUGCACUGCUUCGCCCUCUGUAGAGUGUUUGGCGGAGACCCACAACACGCUGAAGUUUGCUAGUCGAGCAAGACGAGUACGCAACCGAGUGGUGGUGAACGAAGGCUUGGGCGAGUCUGCGUUACUGCGGAAAUACCGAGCCCGUAUUCGAGAAUUAGAGGAGCAACUGGAGCGUUUACAGAUACGUCGACGACCAAGAGAGCCCAGCAGUUCUAACCAAACUCUAAACGAGCGUCAGAUGGAGCUCAAGUUCGCCAUCAACAACAUCAAUAGGGUCAUUUUGAACUCGCAAGGCCAGGAGCGACCUGAUGACGAGGAACUCGCGUCUAUAGACGACGACAUGUUCCCAGCCAUGGCUACACCUCCUGAAGCGUGGGAAAUGCCACACCCAGUCCAGACUACGCGUCGAAGUGAACCCGAGCGAAAGCCGACACCGCGACAGCUUGCAGCUCGACAAGCUGAGAUGCAAACUUCUCAAACGCAGUCCAGGACUGAAACUCGUCCCUUACUUCGUCGUGAACCAGUCCACAGUUCCAGCACUGUCAGUAUCCAGCCUGAGACUGAAGAGGAAGGCAAAGACGAUGACCAAGCACGCCCACGUCUCGUCCACUCUGGCAGCUCCGCCAAUACCUCAAACAAGACGCUGAUCGGCAGUGGUGGUAGUGCUAGUACCAAGACUCUACCUCUGUCCACAUCGUCGUCUAGACAUCUCACAGAUAACGACGAAGACGUCGCAGAGACGAAGGAAGAAUACGAUGGAGAUGAAGAGGACGAACCGGAGCAUGAAGAGGAUGCACAGCACGACACUCCACCUCAACCUGAAGCUAUCGAAGCUCCGAACCCAACCACUCGUCCAUCACUUACUUCGAUGCUGAAGAAUAAAUAUCUGGACGAGUUAACCAAGAUGGAUCAGCGUGCUGGUCGCUGGCAGAGGACGGAUGAAGGAGAUUUGUACAGCCAGAAGGAAUUACUGCGAGAAUUUGUGCGUGGACUUGAGAUCGCUCAGGCGGAACAGGAGACGCGUAUGAGCAAGAUCCGAGAACUGGAGCUCGAGAACCGUCGGCUGCGCCAGACGGUGGCCUCGCGUGACGAUGAAUUGGCGCAGUUGAAGACAGAGACUACUACACCGACUCACGGUUCACAGUCUUCGUAGACUGAAGUGAGACGUGCUUCAUAGGGUUUUAGAUUUAGAAUUUUGUUCGUGGAUUCGACGAGGACACGAGUGUACAAGGAGUAUUAGAAGUGAUCAAGCAACCAAGUGGGAGAAGGAUAUAGAUUGUAUAAGGGAGACAUGAAGCAAUAGAUGUCAACAAAGCUAGAUUAAACUCUUACGAGCGCAGCCGAGUUAGUUCUUCAUCCCAAACGAAAACAUCCUCGAUGUUUAAACUGUUUAACUCAUACAAAAUUGUACUAACGGUACAUUGUACUCAC
Messenger RNA from Phytophthora nicotianae INRA-310, 2710 nucleotides. RefSeq lists its product as hypothetical. The record is from RefSeq and is a predicted model, not a curated record. The annotation marks the transcript as partial. The transcript is spliced from 5 exons. Gene Ontology annotation, biological process: microtubule-based movement. Gene Ontology annotation, molecular function: ATP binding; microtubule binding; microtubule motor activity. NCBI's taxonomy places the organism in Eukaryota, Oomycota, Peronosporomycetes, Peronosporales, Peronosporaceae.